Molecule: messenger RNA, 1505 nt
Organism: Rattus rattus (black rat)
Lineage: Eukaryota; Metazoa; Chordata; Mammalia; Rodentia; Muridae
Product: C-type lectin domain family 2 member D11
Exons: 5
Coding region: 50-673 (207 amino acids)
Cellular component (GO): external side of plasma membrane
Source: RefSeq, a predicted model, not a curated record
UUUCCAGUUUCAGCCCUCCUGUAGCAGAACCCAGCUUCUCAGCUCUGAGAUGAGUGCCAAAAAGGCUUCCCAACCUAUGCUCAAUACCACAGGCAGCCUGCAGGAGGGAGAAAUGGGUAAAAUGUUCCAUGGGAAAUGUCUCAGAAUCCUCUCCCCCGAAUCUCCUGCUAAGCUUUACUGCUGCUAUGUAGUGAUCAUGGUCCUCAGUGUAGCUGUAGUUGCUCUUUCUGUUGCUUUGUCAGUCGUAAAGACAGAAGAGAUCUCAAUCAUAAAUACCUACGCUGCUUGCCCGAGAAACUGGAUUGGAGUUGGAAAUAAAUGUUUUUAUUUUUCUGAAUAUGCAAGUAACUGGACAUUCAGCCAGACUUUCUGCAAGGCACAAGAGGCUGAGCUAGCACGAUUUGACAACGAGGAUGAGCUGAAUUUCUUAAGCAGAUACAAAGGGAGUUUUGAUUACUGGAUCGGCCUGCACAGAGAGUCCUCAGAUCACCCUUGGAAGUGGACAGACAACACUCAGUAUAAUUACUCGCUUUCCAUCCGGGGAGUGGAAAGAUAUGCCUACCUGAACGACAUCGGGAUCAGCAGUGCCAGGGUCUAUACAGAUAAAAGAUGGAGCUGUAGCAAACUUAACAGCUAUAGCCUCCAAUGCAAAACUCCUUUUUCUCCUAUGUAGCUUUGAUCAAGAGAUGCUUUUUUGUCUGCUAUCUAUGGGUGCUACUCUUUCCCCUGUGGUCCCACACUGCUACCAAAACAGAUGAAGAAUAUUUCUUAACAUCACAAAUUGAAACCAUCUUGGAGAGCUACAAAUACCUGGAAUUUCGAGAACGUAGAUGAGUUUAAAAUAGAUGUGGUCACACAUACAUUAAGCCUAAAGUGCAACUAAUGUUAGUGAACUCUACUUUCAUGGUAGGAAGGUUUUUUUGUGUGCAGAGAAGUCCGUCUUUUGAAUUUAUGAGACCACAAAAAUGAGUCCCGCAAUGUGCAUGUGACCUUUAAUAAUGAAAGCAGAGUGACUGGGAUAGUGACAUGUAUCUGUAAUCCCAGCAAUGCACGGGUUGAAAUGGGAGGGUCACAGGUUCACUAGUGGAGACUAAAAGCAUGGAAAUGCUUUAGUAAGGAAAGGGAAGAUGAGAAUCCAUCUGUAGCAUCCCAUAAUUUGGAGAAACAUAUUAUACCUGCUUUUCAAAAUUCAAACCAACAUACAGAAGAAUUUUAAAAGUGUGAAAAAUUAAGAUUUACUUUAUACUCGUCAAUUUAAAACAUGAAGCAUAUUGGCGAAAUGUUUCUUUACCUUAGUUUGCAAUGUUCCUAUUUCCAACUAUACUGUUCUAAGUAUAAUUAUAAUUACUUAAUUAUUCUGUUCUAAGGAUAAUACAUUUUAUAAACAAAUGUCCUUUUAAUUUUUCCAUUUUAUUGGAUUUAUUUCCAUCAAAUGUGAGUUAAAUCCCUAAGCAUUUAAUAUUUAAUUUUACACUAGUGUGUACAUUAUUGGGCCUUUAAAAAAA